This is a messenger RNA of Entrophospora sp. SA101, 4398 nucleotides long. The record is from the annotation of a GenBank genome assembly. NCBI's taxonomy places the organism in Eukaryota, Fungi, Glomeromycota, Glomeromycetes, Entrophosporales, Entrophosporaceae.
AUGUUGAAAAGAGAUCUCGCUGAUAAGCCAGCACUACAACAGCGGUUAAGAGAAAAGGAAGCCGAUGCAUUAUCAUUCAGAACCAAAUUGAUGGAAAUUCAUAAACACGAAGAAGCACAGAAAACUGAAAUAAGAGAACUCAAAACAAGAUUACAUCAAUUGGAAAAUGGCGAAGAUGUUAAUAAAGUCCUUCAUGCUGAAUUAGAAACUUUAAGAAAGGAACUCAAAGAAGUACGUGGUCGCGAAGUUAUUGCUUUGGAGAGACUUCGUGUUUUGAAAACGAGAAUAGGAACAGAUAGUGAAGAACUUCAUUUACAAGAACAAUUGGAACAUUUGCGAUAUGUUGAAAUAGCACAACGCGAACGGAUUUUGGUAGUCUUCUUUAAUUUUUCAACCUGCUUGGCAUUGGUUCAAGAUGAAGAUCCUGACAUUGCUUCAUUGCGUGAUCAAAUUUCAUCAUUAAGGGCUUCUGAAGCCGAUCUAAAAAGAAAUAUUCAAGAACUUGAAUCUAAAUUACUUUCAUUGCAAAAAGAAUCCAAUAUUUUUGAAACUGUCAAAGAGGAAAAAUGUUACCAAGUUGGCUUUAGGAGUAGUCAAGCAAAUCCUUAUAUUGAAUUAGCUAAAGGUUUUGUAGUUGAUGAUCUUCCUGAGACUCCGUCUAACUGGAUACUACAAGAGGGUUGGACACGCUAUAAAAAAGAUAUAAAACCUGAAAAAGUAGAAUUUCCUAAAGAAAAAAUCUUAUGUUUUGAUGUUGAAACAAUGCAUAAUGUUAGUAAUUAUUCUUUGAUUGCCUGCGCUGUUUCACCUGAGGCCUGGUAUGCGUGGGUUUCACCAAAGCUAAUUGAACACAAACAGGAAGUUGAAAAAUCAAAAAAUAAUAAUGCUGCUGAUUCAAAGGACAAUGAAAAUUUAACAACUAAUAACAAAAAUAAUAAUAAAAAGAAGAAAAUUGAAGAUAUUUUUCGAAGUUCUAAUAAGGUUGGAAGUUUGAUUCCUAUGGGUAAUAUGCCAGAUACCCGUAGAAUAAUAAUUGGACAUAACGUUGGAUAUGAUCGUGCACGUAUCUUAGAAGAGUAUUCAUAUAAGCAUUCUGGUAUUAAAUUUAUAGACACUAUGUCGUUACAUAUAGCUGUAAAUGGUUUGUCUUCAAAUCAACGUUCAACUUGGAUUAAAUAUAAGAAGGCCAUAAUAGAGGAUGACAAUGAUUAUGUGGAUUCAGCGAGGGAAUUCAAACCUAUAUAUGAUGUAAGCUCAAUAAACAGUCUUCAAGAUGUUUAUAGAUUGCAUUACGGGGAAGAACUUGAUAAAUCAUCAAAAGACUUUUUUAUUAAAGGAACUCUUGAUGAUAUAAUUGAUCCAGAAACUUUUCAAAAGAUAAUAACAUAUUCGAGGGAAUUCAAACCUAUAUAUGAUGUAAGCUCAAUAAACAGUCUUCAAGAUGUUUAUAGAUUGCAUUACGGGGAAGAACUUGAUAAAUCAUCAAAAGACUUUUUUAUUAAAGGAACUCUUGAUGAUAUAAUUGAUCCAGAAAAUUUUCAAAAGAUAAUAACAUAUUGUGCUAAUGAUGUAAUAGCUACCCAUAAAAUUUAUUGUAAAGUCCUUCCACAGUUUCUGGAUGUUUGUCCUCAUCCAGUAUCAUUUGCUGGAAUGCUACAAAUGGGCAAUAUGUUCUUAACCACUUCAAAUGAUUGGAAUGAUUACAUUAAUAAAGCAGAAACCAUGUUUCAAGAGAAGUGUAAAGAUCUUAAUGAUAGUUUAACAAGCUUGGCAGAGGAUACUUUAAAAGAGGGUACGAGCAAUCCUGAAAAGAUAAAAGAUGAUUUUUUUUUAAAACAAUUGGAUUGGACAUGUCCCACAUCCAAUAAGGUUAGAAAACUUCCAACAUAUCCAAACUGGUAUAGAGAUAUUUAUAAUACUAAAACCAAUGAGUUAAAAAUUACAUCUAGAAUGAGAAUUGCGCCUCUUUUAUUAAAGUUAAAAUGGAAUGACUUUCCAUUAUAUUAUUCCAAAAAGUAUGGUUGGACAUAUAGAGUACCCAUAGAAAAUACUACUUAUGUAACAAAGGCAAAACCAUGUGUCUUUCGUGAAGAAAAAAAAGAAUCAUCGUCAGUUGUUCAACAAGGAAAUCAAAUAGAUCUUCGUAAUAUGGAACAUCUUACAGAAGAACAUAAUGAAGCCGAAAAAUCUAAUAAGACCGAAAAUAAUAAAACAAAAAAAUUAAAAUGGAAUGACUUUCCAUUAUAUUAUUCCAAAAAGUAUGGUUGGACAUAUAGAGUACCCAUAGAAAAUACUACUUAUGUAACAAAGGCAAAACCAUGUGUCUUUCGUGAAGAAAAAAAAGAAUCAUCGUCAGUUGUUCAACAAGGAAAUCAAAUAGAUCUUCGUAAUAUGGAACAUCUUACAGAAGAACAUAAUGAAGCCGAAAAAUCUAAUAAGACCGAAAAUAAUAAAACAAAAAAAGUUGUAGAAGAAGAUAAAAAGCUUGCGGAUGAUAAAUAUGGGGUUUAUUAUCGUAUUCCACACAAAGAUGGAGAUGAACAUCGUUGUGAAACUCCAUUUGCAAAACAUUAUAUAAAUGAUUUUGAAAAAGAAGUGUUAAGUUCAGAAUAUAGUAUGGGAAAAAAUGCAAUUCAAAUGAGUGUUAAUUGUUCAUACUGGAUAAGUUGUAGAGAACGUAUAAUAAGUCAGAUGGUGGUAUACGAAGAUCAUCCAGAAAUUAAGGAUAUGGGAUUUAAAAAUGAAAGUUAUAUGUUCAAUAGUUUAGAAAACAUAGCGAUAAGCGAAUCGCCUCGAACCCCAGUUUUAAAAUGUGGUAUUACUGAAGCGUUGAAUAUGAAAGUGGUUAAAAAAGGAUAUAUGACAUCAAGAAUAAACUGGGUCGUACAAUCUUCAGGGGUUGACUAUCUUCAUUUACUUUUAGUAUCUAUGGAGUAUUUAAUAACAAAAUAUAAGAUUAACGCACGAUUUAUGAUAUCGGUUCAUGAUGAAAUAAGAUUCCUUGUAGAAGAGAAAGAUAGUUAUCGUGCAGCAUUAGCAUUACAAAUUAGUAAUCUAUGGACUCGAUCAAUGUUUAGUUAUAUGUUAGGAAUUAUGGAUUUACCAUCGAUUAAAGUAACUUACAAUUCAACAAAACGUAUACUCUCAAUUCCAGAAGCACCAAAAUGGUCUGAUUUAGACGAAAGAAUUCGUACACUGUUUUCUUUUUCACCUGAUAUCAACUUUACAUUAUCUUAUACAGAUGAAGAGUUCGAUAUUAUUACAAUAUCAACCGACUUAGAAAUUCAAGAACUCAUUUCUACCGAAGAAUCUCAACUUCAACAACAGAACAAAGACAUUGGAUUAAACAAAAAUAUUUUGGUUGACGAUAAAAAAGAACAACCUCUAAUUCAACGACGGGAAAUAGAAAUUAGACCAAACCAAGAUCUUUUGGUUGACAAUAAAAAAGAAGAAUCUCUAAUUCAACGACGGGAAAUAGAAAUUAGACCAAAGAAAGAACUUUUUGAUGACAAUAAAAAAGAAGAAUCUCUAAUUCAACGACGGGAAAUAGAAAUUAGACCAAACGAAGAACUUUUUGAUGACAAUAAAAAAGAAGAAUCUCAACACGAAAAAGAAAUUAGACUAUUCAAAGAUCUUUUUGGUGACGUUGUGAAGAAAAGUGAAGAAAGGCGCAGUAUUUACAACUUUGGCAAUUAUGAUAAGAGCAGCAGCAACAAAUAUGAUGAAGAAAGACAAAAUAAAACUUAUAGUAAUAGCUACAAAUUUAGCAGCUAUGAUAGCAGCAGCAACAACAACAACAAUAGGCGUUUUGAAACAACUGCAUCAUCUUCAUCUUCAUCAUAUAACAACUAUCCAACAAUUGUACGAGAAGAAAAAAAACCAGAUGUUAUGGAGUUAGUACAACAAUUUCAAGCCUUGAUAAUACAAUACGAUGAUGUUAUUAGUUCUAAUGAAGAAUUGAAAACAAAGGCUGAUAGUACAAUGGAUCAAAUUCUCAUCGGAAAACCAGUUGAUUUUGAAGUUUGUCGUGAAUGGUUAGAGUCUUAUCGUCCAAAAGAUAAUAAAAACAAAACUUAUAGCUUUGUAAGUACGUCAACUAUACAAAAAGAAGCUCCUACAAAACCAUUUUCUAUAAAUAAUAAAGAUGACGAAGUUUCUUGGCUUCAACAACCUGUAAGAAUUUCAAAUGGUAAUCGUGGUAAUCGUGGUAAUCGUAAUAGUAGAGUUAGUUUUGAUGACAAUGAGAGAUCAUCACCUGAUCGUUUUACAUUAUAUUAUGAUGAACUUCAACGUCUUGAAGAAAUGGGAUUUAGAAACAAUAAUGAUAGAAGAUUGAUUGAAUUAUUGAAAAAACAUAAAAGAAAGGUUGAUCAAGUGGUAGAAGCAUUAAUUAAUUAG